Messenger RNA from Salmo salar (Atlantic salmon), 3078 nucleotides. Its product is annotated as protein disulfide-isomerase. Gene Ontology annotation, biological process: response to endoplasmic reticulum stress; protein folding. NCBI's taxonomy places the organism in Eukaryota, Metazoa, Chordata, Actinopteri, Salmoniformes, Salmonidae. Gene Ontology annotation, cellular component: endoplasmic reticulum. The record is from RefSeq and is a predicted model, not a curated record.
GCAGCACACACACACACUACACACACACACACACACACACACACACACACACACACAGUCCCCAGACCCAGACCUCCUCUCUCUGUGUGUGAGAGUCAGUUCCGCUGUGAAUCACCAUGAGGACGACACUGCUGUGUUUGACUGUCUGCUGUCUGAGUGUCACUGUCAGCGUGGACGGCGGUGGCGGCGGCUCCACUUCUCUCCCGGAGGAGAACGGCGUUCUGCUGUUGAAGAAGGACAACUUUAACCGAGCUCUCCGUCAAUACGAACAGCUGCUGGUGCACUUCUUCGCUCCUCUCUCUGGGGAUGCCCAGCGACUGGCCUUAGCGUUCCGUGGAGCAGCGGAGCAGCUGAUUGGCUCGGAGGUGAAACUGGGCGUGGUCGACGUCUCCAAGGAAACCGAACUGACCAAGGAACUGAACGCCACGACUCCUCCCCCUCUACGUCUCUACCUAUCAGGAGACAGACACAACCCUGUACCCUGCCCAGUUUUCCAGAGUUCGGCCUCCAUCGUAACGUGGCUGAAGAGGAGGGCGGGGCCUAGUGCUGACAUCAUCACUGACCUGAACCAAUCAGAUCGCUUCGUCGCCUCGGAGGAGCUGGUUGUUCUCGGACUGUUUAAGGACGUGGAACUGGGUCCCGUGGAGGUUUUCUACGCCGCCGCCGUUGACCUCCCUGACCUCUCGUUCUCGGUGACCCGGAACCAAGACAUCUUCAGGAAGUACGACGUCACACAGGACUCUGUGCUGCUCGUCCGACAGUCCACCCCUGUACAGGUAUUGACGGUAACCAGUCAGACGUCUAAAGAGGAUCUCCUCUCCUUCAUCGCCGUUCAUCAACUGCAGCUGGUUACUGAAUACAACGGACAGACAGCCAGCCGUAUCCUCUCCUCUCCAGUGUUAAAUCACGCCAUUCUGUUUGUCAAUAAGACUGAUGAAGGGUUUCAGACCGUCUACUCUGCCUUCCAGGCUGCUGCUGCCCCCUACAGGGGAAAGGUAGUAUUUGUGAUGGUAGACGUGGACGAGCCGAGGAACGGUAGAAUGUUGGAGUAUUUCCGUGUCCGGGAGAGUGAGGCUCCGAUGGUGCGAUUGGUUAAUCUGACGAGUCACGUGACCUAUCACCUGCCGUCCGACACACUGGACACGCCCACCGUUAUAGCGUUCUGUCAGAGCUACCUGGACGGCACCGCUCAGCCUAAGAUGCAGAGCGAAGUUCUUCCUGCUGACUGGGAUCAGAAGCCAGUUAUACAGCUGGUAGGAGACAACCUGGAGAGACUGGCCUUCAACCCUGACAAGACUGCCUUCAUACUGUUCUACCUGCCCUACAGCGAAGAGAGUCGUUCCCUGUUCCCGCUGUGGGAGGAGUUAGCCCAGCACUUCCUGGACAGAGAGGAUGUUGUCAUCGCUCGCAUCGACGCCUCGGCUAAUGACUUCAACCUGUCGAUGAGAGAACGCUACCCGGCCCUUCGAUUGUUCCCCGCGCUGCACGCAGAGAGGGUGGUAGCCUACACUGGUCAGAGGAACCUGAAAGAUCUGGUUCGGUUUCUGGAGAAAGAGAUGGACAGAGCCAAGAUGGACAGGGCCCAGGAGGAGGAGGAUCGGAGGAAGUACAUUGAGGCUCAGAAAGCUAUUGAGGCCAAAGAAGCAAAAGAAGCCAAAGAGGCAAAACAGGAGCUGUAGUAAUAAACCUGUAGUAAUAAACCUGUAGUCCUACACCACCUGUAGUAAUAAACCUGUAGUCCUACACCACCUGUAGUAAUAAACCUGUAGUCCUACACCACCUGUAGUAAUAAACCUGUAGUCCUACACCACCUGUAGUAAUAAACCUGUAGUAAUAAACCUGUAGUCCUACACCACCUGUAGUAAUAAACCUGUAGUCCAACACCACCUGUAGUAAUAAACCUGUAGUCCUACACCACCUGUAGUAAUAAACCUGUAGUAAUAAACCUGUAGUCCUACACCACCUGUAGUAAUAAACCUGUAGUCCAACACCACCUGUAGUAAUAAACCUGUAGUCCUACACCACCUGUAGUAAUAAACCUGUAGUAAUAAACCUGUAGUCCUACACCACCUGUAGUAAUAAACCUGUAGUCCUACACCACCUGUAGUAAUAAACCUGUAGUAAUAAACCUGUAGUCCUACACCACCUGUAGUAAUAAACCUGUAGUCCUACACCACCUGUAGUAAUAAACCUGUAGUCCUACACCACCUGUAGUAAUAAACCUGUAGUCCUACACCACCUGUAGUAAUAAACCUGUAGUCCAACACCACCUGUAGUAAUAAACCUGUAGUAAUAAACCUGUAGUCCUACACCACCUGUAGUAAUAAACCUGUAGUCCUACACCACCUGUAGUAAUAAACCUGUAGUAAUAAACCUGUAGUCCUACACCACCUGUAGUAAUAAACCUGUAGUCCUACACCACCUGUAGUAAUAAACCUGUAGUCCUACACCACCUGUAGGUCUACACCACCUGUAGUAAUAAACCUGUAGUCCUACACCACCUGUAGUAAUAAACCUGUAGUAAUAAACCUGUAGUCCUACACCACCUGUAGUAAUAAACCUGUAGUAAUAAACCUGUAGUCCUACACCACCUGUAGUAAUAAACCUGUAGUCCUACACCACCUGUAGUAAUAAACCUGUAGUAAUAAACCUGUAGUCCUACACCACCUGUAGUAAUAAACCUGUAGUCCUACACCACCUGUAGUAAUAAACCUGUAGUAAUAAACCUGUAGUCCUACACCACCUGUAGUAAUAAACCUGUAGUCCUACACCACCUGUAAUUAGAGCAGCUGUAACCUAGUUGUCACGCUCUGACCUAGGAGAGCUGUGUUUUCUCUGUCAGGUCAGGGUGUGAUCGAUAGGUGGGCAUUCUAUGUUUUGGCCGGGUAUGGUUUCCAAUCGGAGGCAGCUGUCUAUCAUUGUCUCUGAUUGGAAACCAUACUUAGGCAGCCUGUUUUUUCUCCUGUGUUUUUCGUUGGGAUCUCGUUCUUGUGCAGCUGUGUUCACGUUUUGUUUCUGUUCCACCUGUUUUCUUGUUUUGUUCGAAGUUCACUAAAUAAAUAUGUGGGACUACCGGCA